Wallemia ichthyophaga EXF-994 is the source of this 1599-nucleotide messenger RNA. RefSeq names its product SAM domain and HD domain-containing protein 1. The record is from RefSeq and is a predicted model, not a curated record. Lineage: Eukaryota; Fungi; Basidiomycota; Wallemiomycetes; Wallemiales; Wallemiaceae. Bases 1 to 1599 code for a protein of 532 amino acids. Gene Ontology annotation, biological process: dGTP catabolic process. Gene Ontology annotation, cellular component: nucleus. The transcript is spliced from 5 exons. Gene Ontology annotation, molecular function: dGTPase activity.
AUGUCGCUCGCAGAAGAUUUCUGGAACGAGCGUAAAAUCAAUGAUCCAAUACACGGGUACAUCACUCUAGACACUCUCUGCUUCACAGUUAUCGAUUCUCCUCAAUUUCAGCGUCUGCGCUAUCUCAAGCAACUGGGUUCUUCCUAUUUCGUUUUCCCUGGCGCAACACAUAACAGAUUCGAGCAUUCAAUCGGCACCGCAUUUUUAGCCAAUCAGCUCGUCACCCUCCUCCAAUCACGCCAACCUUAUCUAGGCAUCGACGAACGUGAUGUCCGCUGCGUCACUUUGGCUGGUCUCUGUCACGACCUGGGUCAUGGCCCUUACAGUCACGUAUUCGACAACACCUUUAUUCCCGCCACUUGUCCACACCUCACGUGGUCUCAUGAAGUCGCGUCUGAAAUGAUGCUCGAAUCUCUUUUCGAUGGUCUUAGACAGAGAACUGAUUUCGAUUUCCCAAAAGAUGAGCUUGAGUUCAUUCAGGACCUUAUUCGCGGUCGUCCUCGUCCAGAUAAUCAACGCAGUGAGAAAAAUUUCCUUUUCCACAUUGUCGCCAACAAUGAGAGUGGUUUAGAUGUCGAUAAAUUCGAUUACAUGGCUCGUGAUACUCGCAAUUUGGGUGUCAACAGCACACACGACACAUCGCGUAUUCUCCACUCAGCGAGAGUAAUCGAUGAUUCAAUCUGCUACGACCACAAAGAAGUUAUUAAUAUUGCUGAACUAUUUCAUACGCGUUGGUCACUCCAUCGUCGUAUAUACACCCACAAAGCAUCUCAAGCGGUGGAAUAUAUGAUUGUUGAUGCUCUAGUUGCUGCUGAUGCCUAUUUGGGCAUUUCCAAGAAAAUCUCAAACCCUAAGGAAUACCUCCACCUUACUGACUCUAUAAUUGAGGAUAUCAGCAGAUCGAAAACCCCAGAACUCGAACAGGCGAGAAGUAUUCUUGAACGUCUAUACCUCCGGGAUCUCUACAGAUGUGUCGAUCACAGCGUAUACCCUUCUAGCGAUUUUAGCAAAGAGGACAUUGCGAAUCUCAACUCUGAGCUCGUUGCGUCACAUGCACCUGACAAUGUGGAAUUGUCUGCUGAUGAUAUUAUAGUUGACUGGACUCGCAUACACCAUGGUAUGAAACAGGAGGAUCCUGUAAGCAAGAUAUGGUUUUUUAGCAAAUAUGGUAAAGGGCCAGAUUACAAAUUCAAAUUACGCAAAGAUCAAUCACUUUAUGCACGUCCAGAGCAUUUUGAAGAGUUAUGGUUGAGAUGCUUCACUAAAGAUGCCAGCAAAUUUGGAGCUGUUCAACAUGCAUUUAGAGCGGCAAGAUAUGAUUUAGAGAGAAGCAACGAAGCAACUUUAGAAUCUUCAUCUAGUCAAGGUACGAUUGGGGAAGAUAGUCGAUUGAAUACACCACUCUCGAAAAGCCAACCAGAUGGAAAGAAGUCCAAGUCAUUAUCAAGGAUGCCAUCAUUCCCCAAUGAUGCAGAAACAGUGCCGCUAAAUUAUGCACAUCCUGUGUCCAAGUAUAGCUCACCAGAUGCGCAACAGAUGAGUAGUAAAACGCGAAAGAGAGAAUCGAUUGGGAGUGCCUCGAAGAAGCCAAGGAUGUAA